Capsicum annuum is the source of this 1211-nucleotide messenger RNA. RefSeq lists its product as uncharacterized. NCBI's taxonomy places the organism in Eukaryota, Viridiplantae, Streptophyta, Magnoliopsida, Solanales, Solanaceae. Gene Ontology annotation, molecular function: RNA-DNA hybrid ribonuclease activity; nucleic acid binding. The record is from RefSeq and is a predicted model, not a curated record.
UAUUUAUUUUAAAAUUUUAAAUAUUUUUUUCUACCUCAACCCCAGCCCCCAACCACCCCCACACCCCACUUUCUAUUUUCUUUUAAUUAGAUUUUUUUUUUCUUAUCCCAACCCCCACCAAUCCACCCACCCACACCUCUUACAUAACAUCCUCAUUGUCUCCAAACUCCUUCCCUCGUACUUUGUUCUUCAUGCUGUCCAAGAUUUGGCAAAAUUAAAAGAAAGUUUUGCAGGAACUCAUCAAGUCUGAGGGAAGUAGCAUGUAAUGAAUAGCUUGUUUCAUGCAUGUUCCAUUGCAAUAUUAACAAGCACUACAUGUCUUGCCUUGAAGAGUUCAAUUUGUGAAAAUCUGGUGUUAUCUUGGAAGAUGAGCUUCUGCACAUGCUUGAAUUAGAAAGUUGAUUUUGACUUGUUUCUGGAUAGAAUUAGCAUCUAACGAGUGUAGCAGUGAUAGUUCUCGUUCACGGAAGUUUGAUCCUUUUCCAAUAAUGAAGGAAGAGAGAGAUGGUUUCUUUGUUGUUAAGAAAGGAGAUCUUGUUGGAGUCUACAGAAACUUGGGUGACUGCCAGACUCAAGUCGGAUCCUCGAUAUGUGAUCCUCCGGUUAGUGUGUAUAAAGGCUACUCCAUGCCAAAGGACACAGAGGAAUAUCUUCUAUCUUGUGGGCUUAAAAAUGCACUUUAUUCUAUCAGAGCUGCAGAUCUGACAGAAGGUCUCUUUGGCGCUCUAGUACCAUGCCCUUUUCAGCACCAAUCUUCUUCCAAAGGUGGAGCUUCUGAGCAUGUGCCAAAGAAGAGGUCACAGGAAGCAAUGUGGUCAGAAUAUGCGGAUACUGUUGGAUCAGCUGUUACGUCAAAUGAUUCGCAAAGAAAGCAUAUCAAGUUAUUAGAACCUCCUAAGGGUGACCAAGCUAUACCAUCUGGUGUUUAUGCUGUUGGAUUGAAAGAAGCUGCUGAUCGUGGUUAUCCUCAGCAGCGAUCUUGCACUCUCGAAUUUGAUGGUACUUCAAAAGGAAACCCAGGACAGGCUGGUGCAGGAGCUGUAGUACGAGCUGACGACGGAAGCUUGAUCUGUAGGUUGCGUGAAGGUUUAGGAAUAGCAACAACCAGUGUUGCUGAAUAUCGAGGCUUUAUCUUGGGUUUGAAAUAUGCACAUAGCAAAGGGUUUACAAGUAUUCGUGUUCAGGGUGACUCCAAACUUGUUUGUAUGCAG